AUGCACGCCGCGCGGGUGGGGAGGGGAAGAUGGGCCGAUAUGCACACUUCAUGCAAGGGUGCGUCAUUUCAGUGCCUGUUCGCUUCUUGUUCCGCUCUCAGCGGUCUCCGCACCCUUUUUUUCUCUCCCUCCCCCUCCCUUCCACACACGUUAACACCGCUCUUCUCCCUCGAGUGGCCUCGCAGCGGUGCGUGCCCCCGUUGCCAGCGUGUUUGCGGUCUCUUCUCCCCUCUCGCGGUUUCGCCAUCUUUUUUUUUCAUUGUGCCAUUUUCCACCCAACCAAGCACACCAUCCUCCGCGUCUGCAGCAGUGUGGACCGCCAUUGUUACUGCCAUGGACGCUGCUGCACCCCCUUCACGGCCGACGCCGCAGUUCCGCUACAUGGACGUGCUGGUGGAGAGCAGCAACAACCAUGAAUUAGCAGCGCUGGAAACAAUCCGGGAGGCCAGCCAGUCUCGAGAGAAUGCGACCAAGAAAGCUUCAUUCAGCCCGAAUGAUACUGCAGCUGCACGUGAUCGGCAACUCGUGACUCGCGUGCCAACGCCGGAGCGCAUUCGCCGCGCCUCGGCGCGCCUUUAUAACGAUAUUCAUGCCAUCAUGGAUCGUCACGACGCUCGCACCGGCCGCGAGCGCAAGCUGCGUCGCCGCGCCUCACGAGAGACGAGCAUUUCGUACGUGGCGGAGCAGCCUGGUAGCCUACACCAGAGAGUGGCUGUCGCUCCCCACACCUCACCCGCGGCGAAGACGGCGCUGCCCAAAGUGCAUCAGUUGUUUGAGGAGUCGCGGCGGGCUCACCUGGCAGAGGCGCAGCAGCAGCGCACAUACUUCCCAUCUUCUAGCAAACCCACCGCUUACUCCCCCAAGAACCCCAGCACGUUUAGCUAUCGAUUCCAGUCGCCUCCGUCAGCCGGCAGCAGUGCGUGA
Molecule: messenger RNA, 924 nt
Organism: Leishmania major strain Friedlin
Lineage: Eukaryota; Euglenozoa; Kinetoplastea; Trypanosomatida; Trypanosomatidae
Exons: 1
Coding region: 1-924 (307 amino acids)
Source: RefSeq, a predicted model, not a curated record